GAUCAAUAAGGUGGUGGAUCUCCUGCCUUAUCACCUUCCUGUCUGGGAGCACUGCUUUUAUUUAGUAAAAAUAUCCACCAAUGGGGUUUUAGAUUUGGACUUAAUGCUGCUUAAUUCAAAUGAGCAGGGAAAUUUGGAAAAUGCAACACAUCCCAAUCCUUAGUGUUUUUUUGAUCCUGGGAUAUUCUUUGGGGAUCAUGGGGCAAGCUGGUCUGCCGUGCUUGUUGGAGACAGAAGGUGACUUGUAUGUUUUAGGGAUGUUUGAAGUUUGCACAUAUGGAGGCAAUGACACAUUCAUGUAUACAGUGGUUACUGCACUUGAGGUUGCACUGAAAGACAUGGAAGUGGCUUAUUCUGGAUUUACAGUGGGAUACAAGCUCUUCACUUUCUGUGGAUCCUGCUUCUACGAAGAAUAUUGGUCUCUGUUUGAACUGCCUUUACUUCUUCACCUCACUCAAGACACGCUGGACUAUAUGCUAGACUUUGGAAAUCGAACUCUGAAGAUUGUGUACAAUCAAAAUGGAUUAGUCAUGUUUGAACCAAACAUAACCACUUUUGGACACACAGUGGAAUCAUUUUUUACUCAAGAAAAAUGGACCCUUGUGGGAAAUGCUUACGAAGCCUGUAACAACUACAUUGAGUUUGAAAAUCAAAACAGCUCGAACUUUUGCAGUGACUGGACAGUUGUGUUCAAUAAUUUUGCCAAGAAGAAAGAUGUUAUCAGGAAAAAAAUUUUGGAAGCUCCAGAUAAUGCCACUUUGUUUUUUGGUAAUUUAAAUGAUUUCAAGCAGCUUUUAACUGCCACAAAAAACAAAACAAAACCGUUUAUCUUCUGUUGCCUUGAAACACUUGAGGACUUGGCAUUGGACAGUCAAAUACUAAAUGGCACAAUUCUGCUCUACCAUGAGUUGCAGGACUCUUAUGGCUUUGAGGAGUAUUUUAAGGUAGUCAAAGUAAAUUUGACGCAAUCAAAUCAAACAUAUGAAAUCCAAGGAACUGCAGACAACUUGAAUGUCACUGUAAAAUGUCAGAACAAAACUUGGGAUUUCAGUAAUGAUACAUAUUACUUACAGACGAGUUUACUAAGACAGACGUACAGUCUCAUUCAAGUCCUUUAUAAAGCUGUCAACAGCACAUGUCUGGAAAACCUGUCCAGAUGCCAGAACUGGACCAACCCCUUACUCGCGUCAGAAAACAACACAACAUCACCUCUCCCAGAUUACAUUAUGAAUGCAAUUGAAAAUGAAUAUGUCUACACAGCAUACCUAACUGCAGCAACUACAAACCACAAAACUUUGACAUGCUACAACAUCUCUCUUUCCCAAAACCCAUCUUUGUGUUCUAAAUCCUGUAAAAUCAUGGAAAGAAUUGAAAUGAUCGGAGACUGCUGUAGCCAGUGUCAGAACUGCUCAGAAGGGACUUUUAGCAAUGGGACGGACUGCCUGCCUCUCACUAUCGCCCAUGAAGUUUUGAUCUACAUCCUUUCCCCGCUGGGCAUCCUCCUAUGUUUGGGGUCUCUGGCAGUUUUUUUGACGCAUAUCAAGACCCCCAUUGUGAAAACUUCUGGAGGGAACAUCUUCUAUUGCUACCUGGCAGGUCUCAUUAUUGCUUUCUCCAGUGCUUUCCUAUUUGCUGUGACCCCAACAAAAAACACAUGUCUGAUAGGCCUGCCUCUUUCAGCUAUGGGGUUCUCGGUCUGCCUCUCCAGUAUUCUUGCCAGGUCCUGCCGAAUUUUGAUCGCCUUUGCCAACACAGCAGCAAGGCCAAGCAAGCUUCAGCUUCACCUCUACAUUAUUAUCAUCACAGUGGGAACUCUGGGAGAGGUAGCCAUUUGUUUGGCAUGGAUGUUGAUUGAUCCUCUUCAUUCCACUUAUCUUCCAAAAGGACAAAGAAUUACUAAUGUGGCCUGUGACUGCAACAACAUUUAUUGGUAUCUAAUUUCUUUCGGCUACCUUGUUUUGCUAUGUUUGAUCUCAUGGGUUUUGGCGAUCAAGAGCAAUGCACUUCCUCCCACAUUUAGUGAGUCCCGAUCGAUUUCCUUCAGCAUGCUGAUCUUCCUUGCCAUCUGGGCCUGCACACUUCUUAUAAUUGUGAGUCAAAACAAAGACCUGCAGACAGUCAUACUUGGGGUGUCCAUCGUGUUAUCCUCUUGGGGUAUUCUUGGCUGCAUCACUCUGCCCAAGGUCUUUGUCAUCCUGUUCAGGCCAGAAAGAAACAGCCAGCAGUGGAUAAGACACGUCACUUAUGAAUACUGUCGCCAUGUCGCUUAUAAAGCUGAUAUGAAUUUGGAGACCGAACAUUCAUCUGUCAACACUUCAGCAGAUACCGUGAUGUCAGUCACAUCGUAACACAGCACCACUGUUUCUAAAAGGCAAAAACUUUAUAAAGUGAUCUAUAACCAUUUUCUGUACAGAAAUUAUUUUUUCUUUAAAAUUUUUAAGACUUUAUCAAGGUCCCGCAGACUUCUUUCAGAUCACCAAUGCAGCCUUUGCUGAGGAUGCCUGGUUGUGACUAACUAGUAUAGCAGAGAAGCAGAUGCACUUAAGCACACAAGAAUCAAAGGCUGCACCAAAAGCAUCACACAAAAAGUGACACUUCUUUUACAAGGGGUAUAAAAAUGUAAAGCAGUGGUAUGUAGUAUCUCCAUAGAAAAAAACUUUAUUAUUGCAUUUGAGUAUGUCUUGGGAAUAUUUCUGUUUUACUAGAGUGUAACAUUUUAUGGCUACUUUUCAUUUGCUACAUUUUCAAAUGCAAAUGGCUACUUUUACUCUGAUAUAUUUUAGUGGACACAUUAAUUACCAUGAUAUUAAACCAGAAAACAAAAUGGCUACUCAAAUAUGCACAAUGCUUUACUCAAUCAAUUACCUACAAUAUGGGCUUCCCCUGCUUUAGGUACACAAAAAAUCUUGGAUGAUUUUAAAUUGUGUGCCACUGGCGUUAACUCCUGAUCAUUUACUCUUUCAUUCCAAGUCCAUCUUACUGCAACCUGCAGAAGGGGGCGGGGUUGAAUGUUUUGGGAGGGGCUGGAUAUUGGAGAUGUGCAAUCCCAGUCUGAGUUAUUUCCACACUUCAUGCCACCAUUUUUAAACACACUCCUGCAAAUGGGAUUCUCAGGAUAUGGUGAAGUGUGCCUACGUGUUCACAUGCUGUGGUUUAGUCACCUGGUCACGUGUAAUGUUCAUGUCUUCUCACAUUAUCCUGGGAAUCACAGGUCCAAAACAGAUUGUGAGCCAGUUAGGAAAGACAAAGAAAAAUCAAAUGCAAAAUUAGAAAUGAUAAAGAUGAGGCGAAGAGCUAUAAAAAAAUUACCAGCCAAAGUACCCUACAUUGCUUGAGUAAAUUAGUAGAAUGGAUUACGCAAAAAUGUAUUUAUUUAUUUUUUUAAAGCUGACCCUGUUGUUAUUGCUUGCUGUUCCAACUGUCAUUCACAGCACCUCUCUAUCUGACACAAAUUUUUAAAAAGUCACUGCACACUGGACAGAUUCUGAAGGACUGGAAAAUGGCAAA
Messenger RNA from Polypterus senegalus (gray bichir), 3507 nucleotides. RefSeq names its product vomeronasal type-2 receptor 1-like. Gene Ontology annotation, biological process: G protein-coupled receptor signaling pathway. The record is from RefSeq and is a predicted model, not a curated record. The coding region runs from base 120 to 2348 and encodes 742 amino acids. Gene Ontology annotation, cellular component: membrane. NCBI's taxonomy places the organism in Eukaryota, Metazoa, Chordata, Cladistia, Polypteriformes, Polypteridae. Gene Ontology annotation, molecular function: G protein-coupled receptor activity. The transcript has 9 exons.